AUGCCUCUGUCACCUCUUGCUCAAGUUCACAAAGCUUAUCAACGUCUAACUCACUCGGAACUCUUACUAUUUCUAAAUUUACGCAAUCUCCCUACUUCAGGUUCAACAGCAGACCUCGCUUCACGACUUGCAAAUCAUGACUAUCAUACAUACCAUUUCCUUUCAAGCUCAACUGACCAACGCAACCCAGAACCAACAACCCCUUCAAACCCUCGCAUUCACCCAAGAGCUCCUGAUCUCCCCGUAGAAAUAAUGGCAGACAUCAUGGACCACGUCGGCGAUUGGGAGCUUGCUCGAGCAGUUGGCGUCCCUACAUCCCUCCCUCAACCCCUCGAAUGGUCUCGUGCAUCACGCACUGACCACGCAAUGCUCACAGGCCACGUUCCUACCAUUCGUAAAGUGCAUCCAUCCAGCGAAAACCCACCUACAAAAAUAGGCGCAGUCAUGGCCAUUCGCUUCGGCUACGUCGCCGUCCUCGAGUACUUUCUCUCCCAACACCAUAAAAUAUUCUUAUCCAUCUUCAAAAACGACCUCAUCCCCAUAAAAGCAUCGCGCCACGGUCGCAUUUCCGUCUUAUCCUGGUGGAAACACGGUUUCGAGCAACAUCCAGAUCUCGUACCGCCACCCGCCCCAGGCUCAGUAGCAGAAGCCGUCGAUGGCGCCUCUCGCAACGGCCAAGUUGUCUCCCUCGAUUGGUGGCUGAACUGCGGUCGCCCCUUUGAGUACACCGAAGCCUCGCUCGAAUACGCAAGUGCCAAAAACCAGAUCGCCGUUCUGGACUGGUGGAAGAGGCAACACAACGCAUCCGGCCUCCCCCUGAAAAUGGGCAGGGUCAUGGAUAUGGCGAGCACAGCGGGGCAUGUUGACGUUCUCGAGUGGUGGGCUUCCUCGCAACUCGAGCCUAAAUACGAUCGCCAUGCUUUACAGCAUGCAAGCUGUCAUGGCAAAGUUGAAGUCCUCCAAUGGUGGCUAGGAAGUGGUCUGCAGCUCAUAUUCGACCAAGAAGCGCUCACAGGCGCAACGAGGCAUAACAGGCCAGAGGUGCUCGAGUGGUGGGAUAAAUCGGGCCUUCCCAUCCAAUAUCGCAUGUGCGAUAUCGAAGAGGCGCUGGAGGACGCUAUUGGCGGUGGAGAGGACGCCAGGGACUGGUGGAAGCGCAAGGGUGUUGAUUUUAAUGCGAACGAUAAAGAGUGGAUGAAGCUUCAGAGUUUGAAUUGA
This is a messenger RNA of Laccaria bicolor S238N-H82, 1218 nucleotides long. RefSeq lists its product as uncharacterized. NCBI's taxonomy places the organism in Eukaryota, Fungi, Basidiomycota, Agaricomycetes, Agaricales, Hydnangiaceae. The transcript has a single exon. Bases 1 to 1218 code for a protein of 405 amino acids. The record is from RefSeq and is a predicted model, not a curated record.